This is a messenger RNA of Xyrauchen texanus (razorback sucker), 2436 nucleotides long. RefSeq names its product trafficking protein particle complex subunit 13-like. The coding region runs from base 269 to 1528 and encodes 419 amino acids. The transcript has 13 exons. The record is from RefSeq and is a predicted model, not a curated record. Gene Ontology annotation, cellular component: TRAPPIII protein complex. Lineage: Eukaryota; Metazoa; Chordata; Actinopteri; Cypriniformes; Catostomidae.
GUACCUGCUAUAUGGGUUAUUUUCUUAAAGUCCGCAUGGCUAUUAUUUUCGAGGAAAACAACACGUAGCCAAUAAUUAAGUGCAUUUCUUCAAUGUCUUUACGCAAAUAAUUAUAUUGAACUACCAAAAGUAUAUUUUUAGCCAAUUCUGAAGAAAUAACCAACUAUUUCUUGCUUCAUGUGCCGCUGUAAUUGGAAACGCGGUUUGUCUUUCUAUGCUCGCCGUGAUCCGCUGAUAUGCAGGUGAAAGGGACAGUGUAGCAGUCACGAUGGAUGUGAAACAGGCAAAACAAGAGCAUCUGCUCGCGUUAAAAGUGAUGAGACUGACCAAACCUACACUUUUCAUGAACAUGCCGGUAACGUGCGAGGACCGAGAUCUUCCAGGUGAUUUGUUUUUAUGUCUCAUGAAAGACGACCCAUCUACUGUGAAGGGGGCAGAAUCACUAAUCCUUGGGGAAAUGCUCACCCUGCCACAGAAUUUUGGAAAUAUUUUUCUUGGUGAGACCUUCUCCAGUUACAUCAGUGUGCACAACGACAGCAAUCAAGUGGUCAAAGAUAUUCUCGUAAAGGCGGAUCUGCAGACGAGCUCCCAGAGGUUAAAUUUAUCUGCUUCAAAUUCUGCGGUUUCAGAACUCAAGCCAGAGUGCUGCAUUGAUGAUGUCAUCCAUCACGAAGUCAAGGAGAUCGGAACACACAUCUUGGUCUGUGCGGUCAGCUACACCGCUCAGUCUGGAGAGAAGCUGUACUUUAGGAAGUUCUUUAAAUUUCAGGUUCUCAAGCCUCUAGAUGUAAAAACCAAAUUCUACAAUGCUGAGAGUGACCUCAGUUCAGUGACAGAUGAGGUGUUUUUAGAGGCACAGAUCCAGAACAUCACCACGUCACCAAUGUGCAUGGAGAAAGUGUCUCUGGAACCUUCUAUAAUGUACAGCGUCACUGAGCUCAACAAUGUGACCUCUGCAGAUGAGAGCUCUAUUGUUUUGUGUUUCUACUGUGAUUCUACAUUUGGGAAGAUGUCUUAUCUGCAGCCUUUAGACACAAGGCAGUAUUUGUACUGUUUAAAGCCAAAGCCAGAGGAUGCAGAGAAGGCCGGAGUCAUAAAGGGGGUGACCGUAAUCGGCAAACUAGACAUUGUAUGGAAAACCAACCUUGGGGAGAGGGGACGACUACAGACCAGUCAACUACAGAGAAUGGCUUCUGGUUAUGGUGAUGUAAGGCUUUCCCUCGAGCUAAUCCCAGACACUGUCAAUCUAGAGGAACCCUUUGACAUCACAUGUAAAAUCACAAACUGCAGUGAGAGGACUAUGGAUCUGCUACUAGAGAUGUGUAAUACUCGUUCCAUCCACUGGUGCGGGGUGUCAGGCAGACAGCUGGGAAAUCUCUCCAUUCAACUCAAACUCGUGUCAUCUGUUCAAGGCUUACAGAGCAUAUCAGGACGGAGAGUAACGGAUACCUUCCUGAAAAGAACGUAUGAAUAUGAUGACAUUGCACAGGUCUGUGUGGUGUGUCCUUACACAAGUCCAGAAAGCUGAAAACCAUGUGAAACUUUGCACUUUGUAUCUCAAUGGACCAACUUCUCAAAUCUGCCUGGACCUAUUAAUCACCUUUUGUUGUAAUGGUAAAGGUGGUUGUUUUAAAAUGUAAUUUUUAAAGCCCGUAAUCAUGAUUUUAAGUGUCUGUCAAUGUGAAUAAACACUUAAAUAAAAAAAUCAGGAUUCUGUAUUGUGAUAAAACAGGUUUGCUACAUCAAAUUUGGCUUAGAAGGAUACAUCAAAGUUCUGAGACGUGCUUUGCCGCUGAAUUAUUUUAGAUCUUAUGCUACAGAACUGGCUCCACUUUAGUUAGAAGUUUAUACAGAAUCAUUAAAGAAUGGAAAGAUUCCGCCAGCCAUGACACAAGGACAGAUCAGUCUGAUUCUUAAAAAGGACAAAGAUCCAAGUGAGUGUAAAAGUUACCGUCCAAUUUCCCUGAUCCAGUUUGGUGUAAAAAUUGUCAAAAACCUUGGCUAACAGAUUAAGUUAUGACAUCUCUUAUACAUACAGAUCAGGUGGGGUUUAUUCAAGGCCGUCGCUCUUCUGACAGCAUUAGGCGUUUCAUUAAUAUCAUGUGGUCAGUGGCAAAUUAUCAGACUCUGGUCGCGGCCAUCUUGCCACUUGAUGCCAAAAAGGCGUUUGAUAUGGUAGAAUGGGAUUAUCUUUUUAAGAUGUUGGAAAUAUACAGGUUCGGGGAGUCUUUUAUUGUAUGGAUUACGUUACUUUAUAGACACCUGGUUGUUGCGGUACAAACAAAUGGAUUAAUUUCAGAUUAUUUUACUCUGGAUAGGGGCACCUGGCAGGGUUGCCCGCUUUCCCCAUUAUUGUUCUGUCUUGCCCUGGAACCAUUAGCAGCCACGAUAAGAAGAGAAGAUAAUUUUCCAGGGGUGAUGGCGGGGGUUGUGGCA